AUGUCUAAUGGGUCUAUUAAACCCAAAAAUAUUGUGCCAAUUAAGUCUAUAAAAACCAAGAGCUUUACAUCUAAUUUGAUUAAUGAGCCAUGUUCAUUGACUCCUCCAUUACCACCAAAGCCUUUUGCAUUAAUUCAGCAUAGUGCAAGUGUGCUUAGCUUUAUUGAUGUUGAUGAGUACUGGGCUUCUGCAUUCAUUAAAUUAAUAAAUAAGAAAUAUAAUUCUAAUCCUAAUCUAAGAGAUAAUUUCAUUAGGAAUGAUUCUUGGAAUAAUUUAGCAUUUAGUCCUGAAGAAGCUGAAGCAUUAAAUGAAGGAACAUAUCUAACAAAUUUGAUAGUUCCAGCAAUUCAAGCUAGUUUGAAAAAUCUCUCACAUGAGAAAUUCACCUAUAUUAGCAC
Messenger RNA from Funneliformis mosseae, 398 nucleotides. The record is from the annotation of a GenBank genome assembly. Lineage: Eukaryota; Fungi; Glomeromycota; Glomeromycetes; Glomerales; Glomeraceae.